AUGACAACAUUCGCCAAAACAUCAUUUUCGGCAGCAUCUUAUGCCACAUUCCGACCGUCCUACCCUCAAUCGCUCUAUAAAGAAGUGCUUCGAUAUCAUGGUGGACAGCGUCAAUUGUGCGUUGACCUUGGAUGUGGCCAUGGCGUGGUUGCGCGAGCAAUGUCAAAACACUUUGACACAGUCACGGGAACCGAUCCGUCUGGUCGCAUGAUAGAACAAGCACAAUCCUCGACAUCCAGUGCAGAUUACCCGAACGUCAGUUUUCGUGAGGCAUCUGCAGAAAGUCUCCCAUUCGUCGCGGACUCUUCUGUCGAUAUGAUGGUUGCAGGUCAGGCUGCUCAUUGGUUUGACUAUGCAAAAGUCUUCGCAGAGCUUGCUCGCACAGUCAAGAGCGGUGGUACCAUGGCUUUCUGGGGCUAUAAAGAUCACGUCUUUGUCAACUCUCCCAAAGCAUCUUCGAUCAUGGACAAGUAUGCCUAUGACCACCAUCCCGAUCUGCUGGGUUCCUAUUGGCAACAACCAGGCCGCUCCAUCGUCCAGAACUUGCUGCGAGACGUGAAGCCUCCAUCUGACGCUUGGGAGGAUCUCCAGAGAAUCGAGUACGAACCAGGAACCAACGGCAAAGAUGAUGGUCAGGGUACCAAGUUCAUGGACGUGUCAUUCAAGGUAGGCGAAUGCAAGGAAUACAUUCGCACCUGGAGUUCGUAUCAUUCUUGGAGGGAGGCUCAUCCAACACUGGAAGGAAGAAGCAGGGGUGGCUCUGGAGACGUGGUUGACGAACUCUUCGAUGAAAUUGCAAGCACAGACCCCGCGUUUGGGUCCGAAGAAACACUGGUCGAUGUUGAAUGGGGUAGUGUUUUGCUGUUGGCCCGCAAACGGUGA
Messenger RNA from Aureobasidium namibiae CBS 147.97, 882 nucleotides. Its product is annotated as S-adenosyl-L-methionine-dependent methyltransferase. NCBI's taxonomy places the organism in Eukaryota, Fungi, Ascomycota, Dothideomycetes, Dothideales, Saccotheciaceae. The record is from RefSeq and is a predicted model, not a curated record. Gene Ontology annotation, molecular function: S-adenosylmethionine-dependent methyltransferase activity. Bases 1 to 882 code for a protein of 293 amino acids. The transcript has 2 exons.